Molecule: messenger RNA, 843 nt
Organism: Cucumis melo (muskmelon)
Lineage: Eukaryota; Viridiplantae; Streptophyta; Magnoliopsida; Cucurbitales; Cucurbitaceae
Exons: 1
Coding region: 1-843 (280 amino acids)
Source: RefSeq, a predicted model, not a curated record
AUGCCGCAGGGAGAUUUACAGGCCUUCUUCACCGGUGAUGUUGCCGGCGACGACGGCGGAGAGCGGCUGCCUUUGGAGGACGAGAAAGAGGAGCCAGAUCGGGGGGAAGUUCCUCCCGACUUUCCGCCGGAAUCUUUUUGGCUCUCUAAGGAUGCAGAGUUCGACUGGUUCGAUCGGAACGCUUUCUUCGAGAGGAAAGAAUCUACUAAGGCUAGUUCUAAUUCCACGAAUUUGAAUCCUAAUUUGCAUCCGCAACCUAAUUCCAAUUCGCAGAGAUUUUCGUUGAAUUUGAAGUCCAAGGCGUCGAUUAUCGGAUUGCCGAAGUCUCAGAACACUGCUUAUGUCGAAGUGAAGAAUCGGCGCAAUUGUAAGUCUGGAAACAUUCGGUUGUUUCCGAAACGGUCAGGAUCCGUUGGAAAAGCGGUUUCGUCUAUGAUCGAGCCUUCUUCUCCCAAGGUAUCGUGUAUGGGGAAAGUAAGAUCAAAGAAGGACCGACAUCGUCAGAAGAAUAACAACAAUCACCAUCACUCAUCAGAAACAGAACUAACAACAACCGCAAAGGAGAAAUCAGUUGAAAAACAAAAGAAAGGAUUCUUCGCGACUUUUCGCGCUAAAAUUUUCCGGAGCGGUGGAAGAAGGCAACCGGUCGUCGAACCAACCGCCUCGUCUUCACUCACAAACUCGCCUCCCGAACAGAACAUCAAAGCACCGCCGCCGCCGCCGCCGCCGCCAAGCAAGAUCGACGAAACAGAACCACCUGCCUUGGGCGGUAUGCAUCGAUUUGCAUCGGGAAGAAGGUCCAGUUCAUGGAGCGUAAGGGAGGCCGGUAUAGAGGUAGCAUAG